This is a messenger RNA of Dryobates pubescens (Downy woodpecker), 3331 nucleotides long. RefSeq names its product H(+)/Cl(-) exchange transporter 5. The transcript is spliced from 14 exons. Lineage: Eukaryota; Metazoa; Chordata; Aves; Piciformes; Picidae. The coding region runs from base 159 to 2597 and encodes 812 amino acids. Gene Ontology annotation, biological process: transmembrane transport; chloride transport. Gene Ontology annotation, cellular component: Golgi apparatus; membrane; early endosome. The record is from RefSeq and is a predicted model, not a curated record. Gene Ontology annotation, molecular function: voltage-gated chloride channel activity.
CCCUCUCGGGGUGGAGCCUCCGCUCGCGCAGGUGCCGCGGGAGGGGGCCCGGGCCGGGCUCGGCCUCAGCCGCAGCGGCAGGACCGGGCUCACAGAAGCCUCGGAGGGCAGGCAGGAGCAGCCGAGCCUUGGGAGAAGGUACCGAUGCCGCUUGUUGGAUGGGUUUGGAAGCUGUGGCCAUGGAGCAGCAGAGUUUCCGGCGGGGGAGCUUCCAGAGCAGCACCAGCGAUGAGGACAUGCUGGAAAUAGCAGGAGCCCCUCUGGACUUCACCAUGGCAGAUGAUGACCCACCACUUGACAGGGAGAUGGCAGGCUUCUCCUCAUACAAUGGAGGAGGGAUGAAUGGCAGCAGCACAAUGAUGGAUUUCCUGGAGGAGCCUCUUCCUGGUGUGGGCACCUAUGAAGACUUCAACACCAUAGACUGGGUGCGAGAGAAGAGCAGGGACAGGGACAGGCACAGAGAGAUCACCAGCAGAAGCAAAGAGUCCACCUGGGCGCUGAUCCACAGCGUCAGCGAUGCCUUCUCUGGCUGGCUGCUGAUGCUCCUCAUUGGCCUCCUGGCAGGGUCCUUGGCAGGUCUGAUAGACAUCUCUGCCCACUGGAUGACCGAUCUGAAGGAGGGAGUCUGCUUGGCAGGCUUCUGGUUCAACCACGAGCACUGCUGCUGGAAGUCCAACACAACCUUCACCGACAGGGACAAGUGUCCCGAGUGGAUGAGCUGGUCCCAGCUGAUCCUGGGCCAUGGAGAGGGGGCCUUUGCCUACAUUCUCAACUACUUAAUGUACGUUGUCUGGGCCUUGCUCUUCUCCCUGCUCGCCGUGCUGCUCGUCAAGGGCUUUGCUCCUUACGCCUGCGGCUCGGGGAUCCCAGAGAUCAAAACUAUCUUAAGUGGUUUCAUCAUUAGAGGCUACCUGGGCAAGUGGACCCUGAUCAUCAAAACCAUCACCUUAGUGCUGGCAGUGUCCUCUGGGCUGAGCCUGGGCAAAGAGGGGCCCCUGGUGCACGUGGCCUGCUGCUGUGGGAACAUCCUGUGUCACCUCUUCACCAAAUACCGCAAGAACGAAGCCAAGCGCAGGGAGGUGCUGUCAGCAGCAGCAGCUGCUGGUGUGUCUGUGGCCUUCGGGGCGCCGAUCGGCGGAGUGCUCUUCAGCCUGGAAGAGGUCAGUUACUACUUCCCCCUCAAGACGCUCUGGAGGUCCUUCUUUGCCGCUCUGGUGGCCGCCUUCACCCUGCGCUCCAUCAACCCCUUCGGCAACAGCCGCCUGGUCCUCUUCUACGUGGAGUUCCACAUGCCCUGGCACCUGCUGGAGCUGGUGCCCUUCAUCCUGCUGGGGAUAUUCGGUGGGCUCUGGGGAGCCUUCUUCAUUCGCAGCAACAUCGCCUGGUGCAGGCGGCGCAAGACCACCAAGCUGGGCAGGUACCCGGUGCUGGAGGUGCUGGUGGUGACGGCCAUCACGGCCAUCCUGGCCUUCCCUAACGAGUACACCAGGAUGAGCACCAGCGAGCUCAUCUCCGAGCUCUUCAACGACUGUGGCAUCUUGGACUCCUCCCAGCUCUGCGAGUACGCCAACGACGUCAACAGCACCAAAGGGGACGACCUGCCCGACAGAGCCGCGGGCCCCGGCGUCUACACCGCCAUGUGGCAGCUGGCUUUGGCCCUGGUCAUGAAGGUCUUCAUCACCAUCUUCACUUUUGGCAUGAAGGUGCCCUCGGGUCUCUUCAUCCCCAGCAUGGCCGUGGGUGCCAUCGCUGGGCGGCUGCUGGGUGUAGCCAUGGAGCAGCUGGCCUUCUACCACCAUGACUGGGCCAUCUUCAGCGGCUGGUGCAGCCAGGGAGCCGACUGCAUCACCCCUGGCCUCUACGCCAUGGUUGGGGCCGCGGCCUGUCUAGGUGGGGUGACCCGGAUGACGGUGUCGCUGGUGGUCAUCAUGUUUGAGCUCACCGGGGGCCUGGAGUACAUCGUUCCCCUGAUGGCCGCCGCCAUGACCAGCAAGUGGGUGGCCGACGCCAUCGGGAGGGAGGGCAUCUACGACGCCCACAUUCGCCUCAACGGCUACCCCUUCCUGGAGGCCAAGGAGGAGUUCUCCCACAAGACCCUGGCCAUGGACGUCAUGAGGCCGCGGAGGAGCGACCCUGCCCUCACGGUCAUCACCCAGGACAGCAUGACCGUCGAGGACGUGGAGACCAUCGUCAACGAGACCACCUACAGCGGCUACCCCGUGGUGGUGUCCCGCGAGUCCCAGAGGCUGGUGGGCUUCGUCCUCAGGAGAGACCUCAUCAUCUCCAUUGAGAACGCCCGGAAGAAGCAGGACGGGAUCGUCAGCACCUCCGUGAUUUAUUUCACCGAGCACUCUCCUCCCCUGCCGCCGAGCUCCCCCUCCAUGCUGAAGCUGAGGAGCAUCCUGGACCUCAGCCCCUUCACGGUGACCGACCAAACGCCCAUGGAGAUCGUGGUGGACAUCUUCCGCAAGCUGGGGCUGCGCCAGUGCCUGGUCACCCACAACGGGAAGCUGCUGGGGAUCAUCACCAAAAAGGACGUCCUGAAGCACAUUGCACAGCUGGCCAACCAGGACCCAGACUCCAUCCUCUUCAACUGAAGGCAGCCCAGGAGCUGCUGCUGUGCUCAAGACAAGAGAGACACUUCUAGAAGACCCUGGGAUCUUCUCCCCUGUUUUUAUGGAGACCCUGGGACUGUUGUCAGCCUUUCCUCCCACGGAGCUGAAGAAGACAGUUGUUUGUUUGUUUGUUUUUCUACCAGAUAACCAAUUGCACUACAUCCUCUGUGGAGCUUCUAAAGCAGAUGAGAGAAGAGCAACAGGACCUUGAUUUACUUUGCUUUGAUGAAGUUGAGUUGGAGAGAGAUUCCAGGGAGGAGUAAAAGCAAAGAUGCUCUUGAAUUGUACCUCCUCUCCUUGUGUUGUUUGACCUCUGGUGGCCAAGCUCUGGUCUUCAGGAAUGCUGCAGGAGAAGGCUGAGUUUUGCACAUGGUGUUGGAGUGGUGGCAGGAGGAUGUGGGCCUCACUCAGGGGUGCUGCAUUCCCAGGGAGCCACUGGGUAAUAGUUAGAACCUCCUCAAGCCAAACUAUUGGCUGCCUGAGGGUGUUUUGCCCCAAAAGCCCUACCCCCCCCAACCCCAAGCACUCCCCCAGCCCCCAGGAUCAAUUUCCUUUAAACUGGGCCCAGUUUCUGCUUGGGAAGAAGUUGAUUUUGGUUCACCUGUGAAUGUAGCUUAACUCCUGCCACUGCCUUGCCAGGAGAGCCCCAAGGAGGGGCAGAGGGACCAACCCUGAUGUUCUCACCAUUAUCCCUUCUGCAGGUGGUGCUGGGGAUG